UUAGAUCCCAAAAUUAUGAAUUUCGCGCCUUGUGUUUUUCUCAUGAUCGUUCUUGUUCUUUAUAUUUUUACUCCUCACAUUGAAGCAAUCAAAGCCGAUGAAGCAACAGAAGCACUGAUCAAUAGUAUCUGCAUCGAAAACGAAGAUUAUGGAUUUUGCAAUAAAAUCAUCCAUGAAAAAUUGAAGGCACCAACGGCUACCAUCAAAGAACUCACCAGUCUGAUAAUAUACACCACUAUGGAUCACGCCAGUGAUACUUACAUUUUCAUCGAUAACAUCCUCCGCGAAUGGCCUGUCCCUAAGGAGACAACUGGUCUCAAGACUUGUCAUGAAGUUUAUAAUAGAGAGACAAAUAGUUUCUUAGAAAUUCGAUUUCUAUUUUCAAAAGGAGAGUACGAACGUAUGGGUGAAGCCAUUUUGUCCACAGCCAAGAUCUUAGAAGAUUGUAGGGGCGAUUUUCUUAUUCCUCCUUACAAGGAGCCUCUGAUUGAGAAGAAGAGAGUUAUGAGAAUAUUGAUCACCAUGUCUGCUGUUUCUGGACAUAUGAUCAAAAAUGAGAAGGCUUCCUUGAUUAGCUCAGUAGUUACUGCGCAGUUUUUCAAUAUUUGAGAACAUUAAUCAGUGAUUUGUAACAAAUAAAGUAUCAAUAUUAUAUAGAAAUAAUAAAAUAAAAUUAAGCAUAACAUUUAUUUUCUUAAUUUUUAUAACAAUAUCAUAGUGAAUGACCAAAAAUUGUAGAGUUAUAGUUUAGUGAUUUGUAUUAGAGUAGUUGUUGUCAUCAUCAGAUUCU
Molecule: messenger RNA, 790 nt
Organism: Arabidopsis lyrata subsp. lyrata
Lineage: Eukaryota; Viridiplantae; Streptophyta; Magnoliopsida; Brassicales; Brassicaceae
Exons: 1
Coding region: 16-609 (197 amino acids)
Biological process (GO): negative regulation of catalytic activity
Molecular function (GO): pectinesterase inhibitor activity
Source: RefSeq, a predicted model, not a curated record